This is a messenger RNA of Phalaenopsis equestris, 1034 nucleotides long. RefSeq names its product adenylyl-sulfate kinase 3-like. NCBI's taxonomy places the organism in Eukaryota, Viridiplantae, Streptophyta, Magnoliopsida, Asparagales, Orchidaceae. The transcript is spliced from 8 exons. The record is from RefSeq and is a predicted model, not a curated record. Gene Ontology annotation, biological process: sulfate assimilation. Gene Ontology annotation, molecular function: ATP binding; adenylylsulfate kinase activity. The coding region runs from base 248 to 871 and encodes 207 amino acids.
GACUCCCAAUAAAAAACUCUUGUGCACAGGUUUCCUUCUUCUUCCCUGCUCUGUAAAAGCUUCCGUGUCUCAAAACAGGAAUCGGAAAACCUGCAAGACAAUUCCUUAGAUAGCAUUGUUGAGAUCAAGGGAUUUAUGCAUGGAAAUACGCUUUUACAAGAGUGGUUUUGAGGGUUUCUCCCUUGUGGAUUUUGAUAAAUUUACGAAGUGGUGGUAUUCGAUUCGAAAGGUAAUUGACUGAUCUGUAAUGGCUUCUCUGGGGAAGGUCACAAAUAUCUUCUGGCAAGAAUGUUCGGUUGGAAGGCUGGAGAGGCAGAAGCUUUUGAAUCAGAAAGGCUGUGUUGUUUGGAUCACGGGACUUAGUGGCUCAGGGAAGAGCACAUUGGCUUGUAGUUUGGGUGGAGACCUCCAUGGCAGGGGAAAGCUCGCAUACAUCCUUGAUGGUGAUAAUCUCAGACAUGGGCUAAACAAGGAUCUUGGCUUCAAACCAGAUGAUCGUGCAGAAAAUAUUCGUAGAGUUGGUGAGGUAGCUAAGCUAUUUGCUGAUGCUGGCUUGAUCUGUAUUGCUAGCCUAAUUUCUCCCUACAGGAAAGACCGUGAUUCUUGUCGUGCACUAUUACCGGAGUCAAAUUUUAUUGAAGUUUUCAUGAACAUGCCUUUAGAGAUUUGUGAAGCAAGGGAUCCAAAAGGCCUUUACAAGCUUGCCCGUGAAGGAAAGAUAAAAGGUUUCACUGGAAUUGAUGAUCCAUAUGAGACACCUUUGAACUGUGAGAUAGAGAUCAAACCACAGGAUGGGGUUUGCCCUCCUCCAUCUGCUAUGUCAAGCCAAGUUGUUACAUAUUUGGAGGAAAGGGGCUUUCUGCAUGCUUGAUCAGAUACAGACAUGUGUCACAAAAGUUAAGCAUAUAUUAUUAUUUUUUUCUAACCAAUCAAUAUUUACAUUUUUAACCAUUUGAGGUUUAUUCAAUUUUUAGUCAGCAAUGGCUAUAUUUAUCAAUUUGUUUACUGCAAGUAUAUUCUGGAUUAUGUAUUUG